AUGCAAAAAAAUAAUCAACGUUUACCACGUUCUCCUGGAAAUACUUGUACCAAAAAAUCAAAAUCCGUUGAUAAUAUGUUGGGUCAGGAAACAACGGCUGACAACAUCAAUAGUGGUAAUUUAUCUCAAAUUAUUAAAGAACAGUUUUCGUCAUCGCAGUUUAUUGAACAAGUGGCAAAAUCUAUUGUUAGUUCUGAUAUAUUCAUCAAUUCUAUUGAAAAUGUAGUUAAAGAAGCCACGAGACAACAGCAAGAACAAAUUGGUCAUUACUAA
This is a messenger RNA of Didymodactylos carnosus, 273 nucleotides long. The record is from the annotation of a GenBank genome assembly. Lineage: Eukaryota; Metazoa; Rotifera; Eurotatoria; Philodinida; Philodinidae.